AUGUCAUCCGGAGUUACUGGUUGUACUCAAGUUGCUUCAAAGAGUGUAGAGGGUCGCAUGGAGGCUCAAGUACAGCUCAUGAAGAGUCAAAUUAACUACUUGCAUGAUGCUUUGGCCGAGGUGAAAGAGGCAAACCGAGACUUGUCCCAAUUGCUUUCAAAUCAACAAGAUAAAGCUAUGAAUGGUAGAUCCAUUCAAUCUUACUUUGAGGAGUUAGAAGGCUUGUUUCUUUGUUCGGGUGUGGAUGAGAAUGACUACAUGUUGACAAAUCGUUUCCACUAUGGCUUGGACAAGGGGUUCAAACAACACCCAAAGAUAAGGAGGCAAUCAAGGCUCUAUGAGGCAUAUUACGCUGCCUUAGAAGUGGAGAGAGAGCAUGAUACUUCUUGUGGUUGGAAUGGUCCAAUUGAGGAUCAAGGGUUGGUGUUUGGCGCUGAAGAUGGUGAUCAACGGACAUGUAUCUUCCGUACUAAGUGUUCGGUUGGGUGGUCCAAUGAAGUUGAUUUGGUAAUCGACGAGGUUGAUGAUUCGAGGACGAAUCCUCUUAAAGAAGGAGGGGAUGAUGAGAAUCAUAUAGCCUUCCAUGGUGAUUCUCCUAGUGAGUGUAAUGAGCUAGUCCUUCAUUCUAGUUUUGGAAUGCCAAGUUUACUUUGCAGGCCAAUCAAGGAAGAAAGGAUGGAUCUUAACUACCUAUGUGAUAGGGAGUUGGUUCAAGAGAGCUAUGAUCAAGAUGAUGAGAAUGUCAUUAACUUUGGGGUACAAACCAAAGGAGAUGAUGACCUCAUGGAAAUAAGUGCUCAAGAGUAUCAAGGGAGUUUGACUCUAGAGGAUAAUGCACUAAUCUAUACCUCUCCACCACCCUGGAGAUGCAAGACGCCAUCCUCCAAGGGGGAAGGGUUGUCUUUACCAUCAUUAGCCGUAGCGCCUGCACCUUCAUCCUGGCCUUCCACCGUCUCUAGCUUCCCACUCAGCGACCCACUGCUGGAGGACGAGCUCUCAUCAUCUGAGGCAUCGUUGGGCGACAUGGGGGGAGUUGCGAUCCCAGGGGGUGCAUGUCAAACAGAGGAUUGGGGUCACAUUCAAGAUCCAGGAUGCCUUGCGGGGAGUCCACGGUCGCGUACACCUCCCGGAUCGCCUGCAUCAUGGGAGAGAGUCAACAUCCACGUCGCGAAUAAACACGCGAGCGUCCCUGGCUACCUUGGCCAUCAGCAGACUCUUAGACGAGUAAUCCUCCCAGAACGGAGGCACUCUUUCCCGGACAAAGAUAAAGUCCUCGCCAUCUGA
Molecule: messenger RNA, 1284 nt
Organism: Oldenlandia corymbosa var. corymbosa
Lineage: Eukaryota; Viridiplantae; Streptophyta; Magnoliopsida; Gentianales; Rubiaceae
Source: the annotation of a GenBank genome assembly